AUGGCGCAACACCAAGGCGACGAGAAAUCGAUGAUGGACAAAGUCAAAGACUCGCUCCACGCUGGCUACGAAAGCACGUCGGAUCAAUUUCAAAAGUUCAAGAGCAGCUUUGAGGGGCAAGAUGAAAAGACCCCUUCCAAAGCCACCCAGUUCUUUGAGUCUGUGAAGGGGCACCCUCCGUCGGAAGCCCAGGACACGCUCGAACAAGUCGGGACCGAAGCUCAAGACAGAAAAGGGCACGACGAAGGCUGCAAAGCUGGAGCCGACUGCGCGUGCCCUUCCGCUCCCGCGGAAAUCCGCAUGCAAUCGACGGACCAGCAAAAGGGCAGCAGCACUGCCUAG
Aphanomyces astaci is the source of this 342-nucleotide messenger RNA. RefSeq lists its product as hypothetical. The record is from RefSeq and is a predicted model, not a curated record. The transcript is spliced from 3 exons. NCBI's taxonomy places the organism in Eukaryota, Oomycota, Saprolegniomycetes, Saprolegniales, Verrucalvaceae. The coding region runs from base 1 to 342 and encodes 113 amino acids.